This is a messenger RNA of Megalops cyprinoides (Indo-Pacific tarpon), 3244 nucleotides long. It is a transcript of the gene meltf, whose product is annotated as melanotransferrin. NCBI's taxonomy places the organism in Eukaryota, Metazoa, Chordata, Actinopteri, Elopiformes, Megalopidae. The coding region runs from base 272 to 2455 and encodes 727 amino acids. Gene Ontology annotation, biological process: iron ion transport. Gene Ontology annotation, cellular component: plasma membrane; recycling endosome; extracellular region. The record is from RefSeq and is a predicted model, not a curated record. The transcript has 16 exons.
GACGCCAGAAGAGCAGACGUGUUAUUUUCGAGUGUGGGCUUUUCUGGAUGUUGACCAAUUUUAUUGAAAACAUAGAAGAAACAGCUCGGAUGAAAAGCAAUAGAUGCUACGGAAGAACAUCAUAAAAUAUAUAGCUAUACGCCAUGUGUGCCACCACGCUCUGCUGAAUAAUGAGAAUAGUAGUUUGGACUUUGGAACUAAUAGCGGUAACUACCUUCAUAUAAACUGAAAGGUCUCAAAGUAAAACGCAUCUUUGAACUGAGCUGGCGCCAUGGGCAUGUGGACUCUGUUAAGCUGUGUUCUUUUAAUGCUACAGGCCGUGAGUGGCAUGAGCAGCAUAAGAUGGUGCACGAUUUCAGAAGCAGAGAUGAAUAAAUGUAACGACAUGGCAAAGGCAUUCUCGACUGCUGGGAUCAGUCCUUCCUUGCAGUGCGUCAGCGCUGAUUCCGUUGGAGGAUGUGCGCAGAAACUCACGAACAAAGAAGCCGAUGCCUUUUCCUCCAGCGCUCGGGAUAUCUAUAACAUUGGAAAGCAAGCCACCUUCAAAAUCGCGGCUGGAGAGUCCAGCAGAGAUGGAGAAGGGACCGUGUAUUACGCAGUUGGGGUUGUAAAAAAGAGCAAUGCGGCCAUCAACAUUAACAACCUCAAAGGGAAGAAGUCAUGUCACACGGGCAAGGGUCGCACUGCUGGUUGGAACAUGCCACUGGGUUACCUGAUUGACAGUGGCAAAAUGUCAGUCAUGGGCUGUAACAUCCCACAAGGAGUAGCAGAUUUCUUUUCUGCCAGCUGUAUUCCUGGUGCCACUGAGCCUGGGGAUCCUGCUUCCCUGUGCAGUCUGUGCAUUGGCAACCAGGCAGGACAGUACAAAUGUGAUAAAAACAACAACGAGAGAUAUUUCUCCUAUGAUGGAGCAUUCAGGUGCCUGGUGGAGGAUGCAGGGGAGGUGGCCUUUGUGAAGCACACGACAGUCAUGGACAACACCAACGGGAAAAACAAUGAAUCAUGGGCCCAGAAUCUAAUAUCCCAGGACUACGAGCUGCUUUGCCGAGACGGGAGGAGGGCGCCAGUGACAGAUUACCACAGGUGCAACCUUGUCCGAGUGCCAGCGCGGGGCAUCGUGGUCAGCAGUGAAGUCCAACGGUCUGUGGUCUACAACAUGUUACGUGAAGGAGUGGACAAAGGAGGAUUCAAUAUGUUUUCAUCUGCGAUAUAUGGUGGUAGUGAUCUGAUGUUCAGCGACACUUCUACGCAGUUUAUCUUUUCUGAGACUGACAGCUAUAAGGCCUGGAUGGGGGAGGGAUACUAUAAUGCUCUGCGUGCGAUGGAUUGCACCAUGUCUGACAUCCCAAAAUCCCUGCGCUGGUGCGUGCUGUCUGACGGUGAGCAGAAGAAAUGCGUUGCAAUGGCUGAAGCUUUCAAACAGAAAGCACUGACUCCUGAGAUUCAGUGCACUCAUGGGGAGUCCCAGGAGGACUGCAUGCAGAAGAUACAGAACAAUCAGGCCGAUGCCAUAACUCUGGAUGGAGGCUUCAUCUACACAGCUGGCAAGGACUAUGGGCUAGUUCCAGCAGCUGGGGAGAGCUACACAGGGAGCCUGGAUGGCAGCAUCUACUAUGCUGUGGCCGUGCUGGAGAAGACCAACAGGAAUGUUAACAGCUUCCACGAUCUGAAGGGCAGGACAUCAUGCCACACCGGCUAUGGGAGGACUGCUGGCUGGAACAUCCCCAUGGGGGUCCUCAUCGAGAAGGGCCUGAUCAGGCCCCAGAAAUGCCAGGUUCCCCAGGCUGCUGGAGAGUUCUUCAAGUCCAGCUGUGUCCCAGGAGCAAACCAGCCGGGCUUCCCCAGCAACCUCUGCGCUCAAUGCAUCGGGGACACCAAUGGUGCAAACAAGUGCGUGAGAGAGAAGGAGCUGUACGAUGGCUACAAUGGAGCCUUCAGAUGCCUGGCGAGUAAAGCAGGAGAGGUGGCCUUCGUGAAGCACACCACGGUUUUCCAGAACACUGAUGGAAACUCCACAGAGUCAUGGGCCAUCAACCUGCUGUCAAAGAAUUUCCAGCUGCUCUGUCCCCACGGGGCACGUGCUGAAGUCACCCAGUAUGCCCAUUGCAACCUAGCCCGCGUGCCUUCCCACGCAGUUAUGGUGCGACCAGACACCAACCCCUAUGCCAUCUUUGGCCUCUUGGACAAAGCACAGGAAUUCUAUGGCGAUGAUGCAGGGUCUGGCUUCCGCAUGUACGACUCCUCACAAUACACGGGGACCGAUCUCAUCUUCAAAGACUCCACAGUAAAGAUGAUUGCUGUGGGGGACAAGAAGACCUAUGAGGAGUGGCUGGGACAGAGCUACAUGGAAUCUUUGCAGGCAAUAGAAUGUCCCCCCUCUGGCACAGAGCUGUCCUCAGCUUCGACGGUGUUGGUUGCUCUGCUCAGCUCCCUGCUCGCCCUCCUCUCUGUGUAAGAGGACAGAAUGCUACCUCGCUCAGCCCUCGCUCAUCAGCCAUCUCCCCUUCUUUCUCUGCAGUAGCUUUACAGACACUUUAAAUUCAACCUGAUUAAGCUCAAGUUCAGAAGCUGCAUAACUGAUAAGAUUCCAUGUUCAAUAGGACAUCCUUAUCCCAGACGUAAUGAUGUUUUCCUUUUGUGAUUGCACUAAAUUGUCCUGCACAUAGUUGUGACAAGUUGGUGGCAGGUUUUGUUUGUUGGGGGUGGGGGGACAACAUGAUGAACAUGCUUUGACUGAAAUGGUGGUCAUUACAUUUACAUUUACGUUACAUUACAUCAGUGAGACAGUGGGCGCAAGAGGAAGUUCCAUUGGUUGAAUUUGAUUGAAGGUGUUAUGUACAGAUGUAUUCACUGAGACCAGCAAUGUAUCUACGUAUGCAUAUCAUUGGUUUACUGUUAGGUGGAGGCAACUGCCAUAUCAGUGCAUAUGCUUUGCCUGUUACAUAUUUAUUCUGCAGUGUUCUUGUAGUCUUUCCUCCAGUCUACUUUAGGUCUUUGGGUUAAUGAGUAACAUAGAUGUUUUUGAACUACUUGAAGGCACAUGCCAUGUCAGGGAAUAUGCAGUGUCUUCCACUAUCUCCCUGGAUUGAAUGAGCUACAGCCCAGUGAAUAGACUGUACUAUACACUAGUGUUGCACUACUUUCUCUCUAAUGAAUGAACAGAGGUGGACUGACCGUGGAUGGUUUCUUUGUGUGUUCUCCCCAAAUACUAGAAAGAGCAGUUGUUAGCUCCACCAUGUUGCUG